Molecule: messenger RNA, 1588 nt
Organism: Talpa occidentalis (Iberian mole)
Lineage: Eukaryota; Metazoa; Chordata; Mammalia; Eulipotyphla; Talpidae
Gene: TMEM222
Product: transmembrane protein 222
Exons: 6
Coding region: 33-647 (204 amino acids)
Source: RefSeq, a predicted model, not a curated record
GCCGGGGCUGACCGGAGCGGGCCGAGCGCACCAUGGCGGAAGCGGAAGGGAGCCUGCCGCUCCUGUUGCCGUCGCCGCCACCCCCGCACGCGAUGGCGGAAGUGGAGGCGCCGACGGCGGCCCAGACGGACCAGAAGCAGGGUGGCGCAGCCAUGGACGUGGAGCGGAGCCGUUUCCCCUACUGUGUGGUGUGGACGCCCAUCCCGGUGCUCACGUGGUUUUUUCCCAUCAUUGGCCACAUGGGCAUCUGCACAUCCACAGGCGUCAUUCGAGACUUCGCAGGUCCCUACUUUGUCUCGGAAGACAACAUGGCCUUUGGAAAGCCUGCCAAGUACUGGAAGUUGGACCCUGCUCAGGUGUACGCCAGUGGGCCCAAUGCCUGGGACACGGCUGUUCACGAUGCCUCUGAGGAGUACAAGCACCGCAUGCACAAUCUCUGCUGUGACAACUGCCACUCCCAUGUGGCGUUGGCCCUGAACCUCAUGCACUACAACAACAGCACCAACUGGAACAUGGUGACACUCUGCUUCUUCUGCCUGCUCUAUGGGAAGUAUGUCAGCAUCGGGGCCUUCGUGAAGACCUGGCUGCCGUUCGUCCUCCUCCUGGGUGUCAUCCUAACCGUCAGCCUGGUCUUUAACCUGCGGUGAUGGCAGCCCCAGCCCCAAACUCACCAGCCUCCUGAGGAGGCAGCUGCCACCACUUUGGUUCCAGAAUUUUUCUUCUCAUCGCAAAGGCAGGGAUGGACCCGCUGGCUUUGACGCAGAGGCUGUGGCUCAGUGGGUUAGCGUGAGAACUGAAGCUGAGGACGAGCGGGGGGCGGGGUGUUUCCUCGCUGUGUCUCCCAGUUACUCAGAACUCCUCGUCUCCCCCUGCCCCAGGCUCGUGACCCCGCCUUUGAGUCACCCUCUUUGUUCAUUUGUUCAUCUUUUGGGAAAGCCUUGGCUUCCCUCUGCAGAGCUGCUGCUGCCACCGCCUCCUGCCGCGGCCCAGGGCCCAGUGCGGGAGAGGCCGUUUUUAGAUCCAGCGAGGGCCCUCGCUGGAUUUGGAGCCCGCCUCCUGCUGCGGGCUGCGGCCCGGUGCGUGGGGACAGGGGGCGUCUCCAUAACCCCAACUGCCCUGGGCUUCCUCACUCGCCUCUCAAAGGGUCCACUGGGGCUGGAGGCCCCCCCUUCAGAGGUUUUCCGGGAGCCGCGCUGGGGUAGUUGGUGCCCCGUCUCCUUGGUGUCCAGCCCAGGCAUCCCCUCUUCCCACUCUUCCGGGGCCCAUGGCCCACCUGCACUUGGGGGCCUGGGCGCCCCGCGCCAGGCUGGAGAGAUGAGGGGUGCUGAUGUGUCCAGAGUGGCCCCCUGUCUGCCAGAGCGUGUGGGGCCUUGCCCUGGGGAUGGCACCCUUGGGCUCAGGAUGUGGGGACUUCAGCUGGCACCACCAAACAGCCAGAGGGAGCUGCUUCCUCCCACCUCUCACACCCCCUUUCUCCAGGUUGUGGAAGGCUGGCUGCCCUCCCCACUGUCCCACAUUCCUCUGCGCAGGGCGUCCAGGGCAGGACAAUAAAGAGUUUUGACAUCAGACCGUGCCUGGUCCUUCUUUU